GGCGACUUUCGCAUCUGGCGGUGGAUGUCUCUGAUCAUGCGGUGUUUGAGACGGCAUUGAAGGACGCGUUGGAGCUGGAGGAGGAAGUUCACGGUCUGGUGAACUGUGCAGGAAUUGCGAGAUUGGAUCCUUUAUUGGAGAUGAGCAGUGAGUCUUUCGAUACUCAUAUUGACACCAACCUUGGUGGGCCAUUUGUGGCUACUAAGGUGGUGGGCAAUGCGAUGAAGGAUAGAGGCAUCAAGGGCUCCAUCGUGAAUAUGAGCUCUCAAGCUUCAUCGAUAGCCUUACCCCGUCACACAGGGUAUUGCUGUUCUAAAGCUGGGUUGGAUAUGCUCACUAAGAUGACGGCUCUGGAGUUGGGUCCAUACGGCAUCCGUUGUAACUCCGUGUGCCCUACAGUUGUGAUGACCCCAAUGGGCUUGAGGGUAUGGGGAGUAGAGGAUAAGGCCAAGCCUAUGAGGGACCGUAUACCCCUUGGGAGGUUCGCUGAGAUGAGUGAGGUCACAUCGGCUGUGCUGUAUCUCCUUAGUGAUGCAUCGUCUAUGACCACUGGAGUAGUUUCUGUGGAUAGUGAGGUCUUGAGUAGGCUCACGGCGGGUGGGGAUAAGAUCUUGACUAGACAGAUGUUGCAGCUGAGGUGCCGCUCGGACCGGCUGGACAUGAUCACCAAGCUCAAUCUCUGGGGCAGCGACUUGGGAGAUGUGAGCGUCAUUGGCGAGGCCCUGCCGGCGUUGGAGGUGUGCAGUCUUAGUGUGAACCGUAUAAGGACGUUGAGUGGGUUCAAGGGAUGUAACAGCCUUCGAGAGCUGUAUCUGCGUAAAAACGCUGUGAGUGAUGUGGAGGAAGUGGAGCACCUAAGGCGUCAUUGUCGGUGUCUAGAG
Perkinsus marinus ATCC 50983 is the source of this 881-nucleotide messenger RNA. RefSeq lists its product as hypothetical. The record is from RefSeq and is a predicted model, not a curated record. The annotation marks the transcript as partial. Gene Ontology annotation, molecular function: protein binding; L-xylulose reductase (NADPH) activity; carbonyl reductase (NADPH) activity. The transcript has 9 exons. NCBI's taxonomy places the organism in Eukaryota, Perkinsozoa, Perkinsida, Perkinsidae. Gene Ontology annotation, biological process: xylulose metabolic process; glucose metabolic process.